Molecule: messenger RNA, 564 nt
Organism: Merops nubicus (carmine bee-eater)
Lineage: Eukaryota; Metazoa; Chordata; Aves; Coraciiformes; Meropidae
Product: propionyl-CoA carboxylase alpha chain, mitochondrial-like
Exons: 3
Cellular component (GO): mitochondrion
Molecular function (GO): propionyl-CoA carboxylase activity
Source: RefSeq, a predicted model, not a curated record
UACAAAUUACAAAUACUGACGAAGGUUGCUGCAGAGCUGAGCAAGUACAUGCCAGAGAAAGCAGCAGAGGACACCUCCAGCAUAUUGAGAUCUCCCAUGCCUGGAGCAGUGGUGGCAGUUUCUGUCAAGCCUGGGGACACGGUUUCAGAAGGUCAAGAGAUUUGUGUAAUUGAAGCAAUGAAAAUGCAGAACAGUAUGAUUGCUGCUAAAACAGGCAAGGUGAAAGCUGUGCACUGCAAAGCUGGUGACACCGUUGGAGAAGGAGAUCUGCUGGUGGAACUGGAAUGAAGGGUUCCCUCCACGCUGUCAAAUUAGCUAAACCUUUAUUAUUUUCAUCCAAGAAGCAAGAUUAAGGCAACUCGACAGAGAAGAUGGACAAUUCUAUGCGCAAGUUUUUACACAGUCAUAUUUAUUGUAUCAGUGGUUAAGACAGCAAACACAGAUGUUAAACCUUGGCAACAGAUCCCAGAUUUUUACUUCCAGAAAUAUUUGUACAUAACCUUUGUAAUUCUUUGAUUUUUCAGUUUCAAAUAAAAUCAAUAAAAUACCAUUUCUGCUUUAAAA